This is a messenger RNA of Panicum virgatum (switchgrass), 2037 nucleotides long. RefSeq lists its product as uncharacterized. Gene Ontology annotation, molecular function: serine-type endopeptidase activity. NCBI's taxonomy places the organism in Eukaryota, Viridiplantae, Streptophyta, Magnoliopsida, Poales, Poaceae. The record is from RefSeq and is a predicted model, not a curated record. Bases 33 to 1622 code for a protein of 529 amino acids. The transcript is spliced from 9 exons. Gene Ontology annotation, biological process: proteolysis.
GAAACGGCAUUACGGCUACCGCUACACAAGCAAUGCUUCUUCAGCCAAUCCCCGCCACCCUUGCCGGCGGCGCCGCUCGCCGGACCUCCGGUGAACCCCCCUUCCCCCCUCUCCUCCGCCGCCGCGUCCUCUCCCCAAUCCGCGCUGACUCACCCCCGAUCUCCCUCUCGGCCUCCGCCUCCCCAUCGCGGCCGGUCAAGCCGCCCGUCUGCACCGCUGACGAGCUCCACUACGCCCCCGUCGACGGCGCCGGCUGGCGCCUCGCGCUCUGGCGUUACAGGCCUCCCGGCAAUGCUCCUGUCAGGAAUCACCCGUUGAUGCUGCUGUCCGGGGUCGGUACGAAUGCCAUCGGAUUCGACCUCUCUCCCGGGGCUUCAUUUGCCCGUCACAUGUCUAGCCAAGGAUUUGAUACAUGGAUAGUCGAAGUAAGAGGUGCUGGUCUGAGUAAGCGUGAAUAUGGAAAUUCUGCUGCAUCUGGCUCAGUCACUAUUGAGGAUGCCUGUGGUGGUAUUCAGCCUCUUGAUAAUCAGAGUACAUUUGAAGCUGCUUCCCUUCAGAGUUCUGGUGGCUAUGCUAGUGAUUGUGAUGACCUUGGAAUAGUUGCUUUGGAUGAACCACCUUUACUCACAGAGCUUUCUAAUUUCUUUGACCGAAUCUCAAAGCUUAUGGAAGAGGCUGUAGUAAAUGGAAAUUUCCAUGAGAUAACAGAAAAAGUUUCUGUUCUCUCAGAAAUGGUAGAGAGCUCUACGAUUAUUGGUCCAGUGAGAGAAGAAAGUCUACGCCUUUUGAAGAAUUUUCAGGACCAGUUGGACUCGUGGGAGCGCUUUGUAUCAUCACAAAUGGAUCUAAGUUCCGAAUAUAAUUGGGACUUUGACCAUUACCUGGAGGAGGAUAUACCUGCUGCGGUGGAGUACAUUAGACAACACAGCAAAACAGAAGAUGGGAAGUUGCUUGCAAUUGGACAUUCGAUGGGUGGAAUUUUAUUGUAUGCAAUGCUGUCGAGAUCUGGUUUUGAAGGAGCUCCAUCAAAUUUAGCUGCAAUUGUAACUUUGGCUUCUUCUGUUGACUAUACAACGUCCAAUUCAUCACUGAAGCUGUUACUGCCUCUUGCUCAUCCUGCACAAGCUUUUAAUGUCCCCUCUGUCCCAUUGGGUACAUUGUUGGCUGCAGCAUAUCCAUGGGCAUCUGGUCCACCAUAUCUUUUUUCCUGGCUUAAUCCUCAAAUAUCAGCUCAAGACAUGAUGCACCCAGAGCUGUUGUCUAAGCUUGUCUUCAACAAUUUUUGUACAGUGCCUGCAAAGGUUGUACUGCAACUUACGACUGCUUUUAGGAAAGGUGGGCUGUGCAACCGAAAUGGAACCUUCUCGUACAAGGAUCAUUUGCGAGAGUGUCAGACCCCUGUCCUGGCCUUGGCUGGAGAUAAAGACCUCAUCUGCCCUCCAGAAGCCGUUUACGAAACCGCGAAACUCAUUCCGAAGCACAAGUUGAAGUACAGGGUGUUUGGAAAACCACAAGGCCCACAUUAUGCACAUUAUGACUUGGUUGGAGGUCGACUGGCAAUCAAUGAAGUCUACCCAUGUAUCAUAGAGUUUCUCUCUCGCCAUGACCGCUUGUUGAUUUGAUUAUAUGAUGCUAACACCGAGUAACAUAUAACACAAUGUUCAUCUCAGAAGGUUUUAAAGUUGGGCUGAACAAUGUUUUCCAUGGCCUCCUCAAUGAAUGACCAGAAAAAUAGGUACACAUCCAAGCUCAUACGAUGUAUCCCUGUAUAGUGCUUCUCUCUUCCUGUUUGAGGAAAAGGUAGUGCUAAUUUUGUUGUGAACAAAAGGUAGAAAAAUACCCAAGGUUACAUGUACUCGCAGGAACAUGAAGCUUUAGUCUAGGUCAUGGAAGUUGUACCAUAAGAUGGCUUCUUAUGAUGUAACCUUUUGUUUGUUUGUUCUUUUUAAGCUGAGUUGGACACCUUGUUAACAUGUAAGUGUAUGUAAACAAAAUCCUGUACAUUUAUGCAAGUCACGACUUACGAUCUUAUACCUU